Messenger RNA from Anopheles moucheti, 3237 nucleotides. RefSeq names its product potassium voltage-gated channel protein Shaw-like. Gene Ontology annotation, cellular component: dendrite membrane; neuronal cell body membrane; axon. Gene Ontology annotation, biological process: potassium ion transmembrane transport; protein homooligomerization. The record is from RefSeq and is a predicted model, not a curated record. Gene Ontology annotation, molecular function: protein binding; delayed rectifier potassium channel activity. The transcript is spliced from 12 exons. Bases 1 to 1731 code for a protein of 576 amino acids. NCBI's taxonomy places the organism in Eukaryota, Metazoa, Arthropoda, Insecta, Diptera, Culicidae.
AUGGAUGGGGAAAAUCGCAUCAUACUCAACGUAGGUGGUAUCAGGUAUGAGACGUACAAGGCGACGCUGAAGAAGAUCCCGGCCACCCGACUAUCGCGACUGACGGAGGCACUAGCGAACUACGAUCCCGUCCUGAACGAGUACUUCUUCGACCGCCAUCCGGGGGUAUUUGCGCAAGUCCUCAACUACUAUAGAACCGGCAAGCUGCACUAUCCGACCGAUGUCUGUGGACCACUGUUUGAGGAGGAGUUGGAGUUUUGGGGUCUCGAUUCGAACCAGGUUGAACCGUGCUGCUGGUCUACGUACAGUGUGCAUCGUGAUACACAGAGCACACUCGCGAUACUGGACAAAUUGGAGCUAGACGAUGAGCAACCGUCCGAGGAGGCGAUUGCGCGGCUGUUCGGGUUCGAGGAGGCACUGCUAAACGGUGAACUAACCUGCUGGCAGCGGACGAAACCGAAAAUCUGGGCCCUGUUUGAUGAACCAUCGAGCUCCACCGGUGCUAAGAUUGUUGCUGGAAUAUCGGUGUUCUUCAUCUGCAUCUCUGUGAUAUCCUUCUGCCUCAAGACGCACCCGGGUCUACGGGUGGAAAUUCCGGCCAUCCUUAACAUCACGAACAACGGCAGCCUGGGCGCCCUGCCGGACGAAACAUACGGUCAGCCACACGAAGCAUUCUUCUACGUCGAGCUCGUCUGCAACGUGUGGUUCAUCAUCGAGCUGACCGUUCGAUUGGUGGUGACUCCGAACAUUUUCGAGUUUAUCAAAUCGCCCGUCAACAUCAUCGACCUGGCGGCAACCCUUAGCUUCUACACCGACGUCUGCCAGCGGAUGGGCGAACAGACGGGGCUGCUGGAGGCGUUCUCGAUCGUGCGUAUCCUGCGGCUGUUCAAGCUGACGCGCCACUCGCCCGGUCUGCGCAUCCUGAUCCACACGUUCAAGGCGUCCGCCCGGGAGCUGACGUUGCUCGUGUUCUUCCUGGUGCUCGGCAUCGUUGUGUUUGCCAGCUUGGUGUACUACGCGGAAAAGCUGCAGGACAACCCAGACAACCAGUUCAAAAGCAUUCCGCUGGGAUUGUGGUGGGCGAUCGUUACGAUGACCACCGUCGGCUACGGUGAUAUGGCGCCAAAAACCUAUGUCGGGAUGUUUGUCGGUGCACUCUGUGCCCUGGCCGGUGUGUUGACGAUCGCCCUACCGGUACCGGUGAUUGUCAGUAAUUUCUCCAUGUUCUACUCGCAUACGCAGGCUCGCUCAAAACUGCCGAAAAAGCGUCGCCGUGUGCUGCCGGUGGAACAACCGCGAAGGAAGCGUGACAUGGGUGCGGCUAACCGGCGGGUAAACGCGCUAAAACACCAACACACCCAACCGACACAUCCCGCCAUCUUUAAGGAUGCUUUCGGUGGGGCGAAAAUCGGUCACGUGAAUGGCGUCAAUGUGAUAGGACUCACCCUCCAAGGACCUUCCGUACCGGGGCUGGCGGUUCUAAAGCCACCCGCCGCACUACAGCAAGGUGAUUUCAUCAACGUGCCACAGCUGAGUUCCUUACAGCCCCGUCAGCCGACGACCGGAAAUGUGGAUUUAUUGCUACCAUUACAGCCAAAAUUGCUCGUUCCGCUGGCAGUAGAGCGCCGAGAAUCCAAACCGGAAGAAAUGAUCCCGCUGGAACCGAAAGUCACCCUGCAAAGCGACCCGAACGGUUUGUCCGGCAACAAUACGCCGGGAGAUGAAUCUUGAACCGAGCGCUUUUGGGGUUGAAAACGGACCUUGGGGGGUUGUUCUUUUCGAAGCGCACGCACACAUACACCGUGGAGCGGGCGGCAUCGAAUGGUCCAACAUUGAGAAUCGAAAGGAUUUUGAUUAGAUUUGUAAAAGUUGUAAGCGAACGGUCAAGGAAAACUUUGAGAAAGUAGAAUAAAGCAGGGAAGAAAAACAAUGUAUUUAUUACCCAAAAUAAAGGAACUACGCAGGGAUACGAAAUAAAAGCAAAACUAACGCGAACAGAAACUUAAAGCAUGUAAGAAAAGUAAAAUACUUUCAUUGAAAAUAAACUAAAAUAGACUCGGGUUCGAAAGGUGGUAAGAGAUGCAAAAAAACAAACCACCACUUCACAUCACGAGCGCAGACAAGAAAGUUUGCAUUUCGAGCGGGAAUUGUGUUUCCUGGUAGAAAGAGUUUUGCGUUAAGAGAAUAAAAAAAAACUAUUGCAAAAACGAGUAGAAUUUAACAGAAGCAAAUCGUUUUUGUCAUACAAAGACGUGCGUGCGUGUGGUUGCAUUGUGGACGAGUCGUUAAGGACAUUAAGCUUGUGCCAAGCGCAUCAUAAGUAAAUUAGCUAGAAAAUAGUUGUUUAAUUGGAUAACCGUGUUGUUUGUGCUCAACUUUUAUACGAUCGUGCGUCGAGCGGGAGGACGGGGACGGACAGAUGAUUAGAAUCAAAACUGGAAACAGAUUUCAAACCGUGGUGAAAAAGCAGCGUGAUAAAGCGAAAGUGAAGCUGUAUCUUUAUCUCUCUCUGUGUCUGUCUCUCUCUCUCCCUCCCUCUCUCUUACUCGGGUGGGAAGUGUUAGCGGAAUCCAUAAUGUAUGUAUGAAUGUUACCACCAUGUAUGUGUGUACUGGUUGGUUUCGCAGCAAACUAAUUAAACACAACCGAAACUGAAAACCCCCAUUUAUCGUCUGUGUCAAAAUGUCCACCAUUAUCGAUGUCCAACCAAGGAAAGUUAUACAAACAACCACAUGCUCGAAGGUAAUAAAAUGGAGUGUUAAGUAAAUUGGACGUGGGAUGACAACCAUUGAAACAAGCUUUAAGGAAACAAAACAACGGUGGUGAAAUGAGGUUUUUAGAAGGUGAGUAAGGUUGAGCGAUGCAGUGGAAUCAAUCUGCAACCAUCUACUCUAAAAGUUUAGUCAAGAAGGUAAAAGUUGAACGAAAAUUCAUUAUUCAAAUUUCUGGAUAGUCUUCUGAACCACACCAAACCGGUCAAUGCCACAAUUGAGGAACAGUUUAAUCAAUUGACUGAUAGGUUUCAAAUCGUCGAGAGAAUGUAAGGAAAGGAUCAAACAUCGUUGUGAAAGCUUCAAUAAGUUUUGGUUCAUUUCAAUGGCUUUCAGUUUAGUGUCUAAGUUUAGCGGACUUGUAAUGCGGUGUCAGCAAGAAUGCGGAUACAGUAAACUAUAUGUGUCAAGACAAUUAAGCUGUUAUGUUUAGUGAAAAUGAGACCAGAAAUAUAUUUGUGCGAUU